Molecule: messenger RNA, 1293 nt
Organism: Pseudocercospora fijiensis CIRAD86
Lineage: Eukaryota; Fungi; Ascomycota; Dothideomycetes; Mycosphaerellales; Mycosphaerellaceae
Product: glycoside hydrolase family 32 protein
Exons: 2
Biological process (GO): carbohydrate metabolic process
Molecular function (GO): hydrolase activity, hydrolyzing O-glycosyl compounds
Source: RefSeq, a predicted model, not a curated record
UACAGGAGACCCAGCAUCACUCAGGCCGCAGCAGAUGCCAUUCCUUUGCUCGUGGAUAAUGAGUACCAGAUAUUUCACCUAACAACACCUCCGAACACUGUCCACCACCCAAAACGAUUGCGAUCUUCUUGGAGCAGACUCAGGUCGAAAGACCUAGUGCACUGGACUCGAGACCAAAAUCCAGUGAUUACACCUACUGCAUUUGGAGUUAAUAAUGACCAUUCCUGUCAAGAUGCAGACGGUGCUUGGACGGGAUCUGCAGUGCUAGAUCCACGCGGAUAUGUUCGCAUAUUCUACACUGGCUACAAUCUCGCCAAAGGUGGCAAGCAAGUCAUUCUGACUGCGACAUCUCCUGAUCGCCAGGGUUCGAAUUUUACAAAAGCAGAAAGAGAAAUAAAGAUCACAUUAGACUCGGACAGAAGUGCGUUUGAAGAUGUGGAUUUCCGAGAUCCUUACGUCUUCUUCAACGAGCAAGACCAAGUAUAUUGGAUGCUAGUUGCGACCCGUCUUUCCCAUGGACCUUCUCCAACUAGAGGCUGCGUUGCGCUCCUUACCUCACCCGACCUCGACAUCUGGCAUCUCUCUCCAAAACCACUCUACGCACCACAUGAUAUGAUUUGUCCCGAGUGCCCUGAGCUCUUCAGCAUAAGCGGAAAACGAUGGUAUGCAGCGAAGUCUUGUGGCAAAUCUGGAUAUCCAGACAGGAGGAUCUUCUUUGGCUGGACCGCCGAUUGGAACGCAGACGACGGGAAAUGGUUGUGGGGUGGUGACUGCGCAUUUCCUCGAGAAGUUUGUGCUAACAAAGAUGGCACGUUGAAGAUAAGGCCUGCAGUGGACCUGAAUCAGGAUGCAUUGUUGCAACUUGAUGUGGAAGCCAAGAGUUUGAAAAUCGUCGAAUCUUUGGCGCUUGAAGCCAUUGGGUGCACAAUGGUUCAGCGCCUUGCAGGAACAUUCAUCUCAGGAAACUCUACCCACGCCUUCGAGUUUACCGUCGUCAAUCAUGAUUGCGCAUCUUUCGGACUCAUAUUCCGUCCAGACAAGGACCAAACCGGCUUCAAACUUCGCUUUACACCUUCUCCGAGUGUGGGCUUCUUCACUGCUACGAUCGAGACUUCAAAUCCGCCCUUGGACGACUUCUGGGCCGAUCAAUACAAGCUUUACCUUCCUCGGCAAGUCGAUGGGCCAGAAAUAGUUCGCCACGAUCAUCUGCGUCUCGAAGGACCGGUGACGAUAUAUGUCGCGAAUGAUAGUGCUCAGGUAUUCCUUGGCGGAAGGAGUAUGACAUUUAGGUUG